Molecule: messenger RNA, 2815 nt
Organism: Belonocnema kinseyi
Lineage: Eukaryota; Metazoa; Arthropoda; Insecta; Hymenoptera; Cynipidae
Product: dynein regulatory complex protein 11-like
Exons: 8
Coding region: 121-2736 (871 amino acids)
Molecular function (GO): ATP hydrolysis activity; protein binding; ATP binding
Source: RefSeq, a predicted model, not a curated record
UAACCUAAAUAAACAUUUUGGACCUAAAUCUAGAAAACUAAUGAGAAAGCUCAAAAUUAGCUUAAGUUGAACAAUCAUUUCCAUAAGGAUUAAAGACAAUUUUUAUUAUAAAAUAUUUUAAUGUCUAAUUCUUAUUAUUCUGAUCUAUGGCUAAUAACAGGAAAGGAUGCAGAAGAACUUUUACAAUUGGACGAAAAAGUGCAAGCAAAAGAAGCUACAAAGAUAAAGGAUGAGGGGUUGCUCUCGAUUCUGCCUUUGUACCUCAAGUAUCGCAAUAUUGUAAGACGUCUCGUUAUUUGCUACGAUCAGAUGAUACAAACCCAAAAGCGAAAUCUGAUUAAAAAAAUGUUGGAUUGUGCAAUAGGCAGAAUGCUGGAGUACAAACGAGAAAUUGUGAAUCUGGAUUGCAGUGAACACGAGUGGCCGGACAAUUUCAUGAUCGAAAUGAAGCUCACGCCUGAUGAUGUUGUGCUUACGACUCCAGCGUGUUUUACGUCGGAUAGAAAGGCUCUGCUGGAACAGCGCAAAAAAUACAUUGAGGACUUGAUCGCCAACGCGAAUGAACGUGAUCCGUCUGAGAAUGAAAAUGAAGUGCAAAGUGAAAUGACAUCCAGAAUGGUCAGUGGAGUGGAUUUACGACCAUCGAAAUCACGAAAGCGAUUGAGAAGAAGUACCCAGUUCUCAAAAUCACAAUUACAACCAUACACAGAACCGGUAGAAGAAAUAACAGCAAGGUUGGCUCGUCAAGCUCAGCAAAAACAGUUUAGAGAUGCAAUUCUCAUGAUACAGAAACAUGAGCGUGCGAGAACUGGAAGAUGUGUAGGAAUACGUGCUCAACGGCAGUACAUGUACGACCAGAAGUUGAGAAUGGGGGAGAUAGAUCCUAAAAUGGAAAGCGAAAGCAGAAAAAUGAGUGCAGCGAUAACCAUUCAGAAGGCUUGGAGAAGUUACCUUGCCCGUAAGUCUCUCAAGAAAAAGAUGAAUCGAGUUGAGGAACUGCUGGGCAUGACAAUACCCAGUUGGAAGCCUCAUGAGAUCUUCGACCGAGAUGAAGAAAACUUUCAGCGGAGACUCGCUCUACAACCCUUGGCUGUUAAAAAAAUUCAGGAGAGGACGAACAACGAAAGAGCCAAACUGUGGAAAAUACGUGGUCCAGGACUGAUGGAGGAUAUUACAGACGAAAUUCGAGAGUGGUUUAUUCUCUGGUACAACGAGUUGGGUUAUUUUGACGUGUAUCCGGCAGCCGAGGCAGGUGGUUCAGUUUUGGUGACGACUGGUCAGACACUCACCCCUGAAGAAUACCUGCUAGACAAGUGGGAAAAAAAGAAAGCAGCUCAAAAGGGCAAAGAUAAGGAGAAACAGGAUUUGACCGAGAAGAAGAAAGCCGCUAAGGCAUUGGCAAAGGAACUUGCCGCAAAGGAGAAGGAAAAGGGUUGGCGAAUGCCGGAAUCCAAGACACUACCAUAUUUGAAGGACGCUAUCGAUUACUUUAUCAAGAAUUGGACCCUCCGAGAUGAAUCCGGAAAUCCUCAUCAACGAGAAUAUGUGGAUCUGAUAACCGACGGAUUAUGUUACGAAUUGCAACUAGAAAUGCGAGAAAUUGUUGACGAACUCAUGAGACUCGAGUUGGAUAAAUUAAACCAAGCUUUGAAAAAGGAUCAUAAGGGAGAUAAGGAAAAAUUUGACACUCCUAAGACCAAGAAAGCAAAGAAAUCAAAAAAGAAAGGAAAAAAGGAUCCAUUAUCAGAUGUAGCUGUUGAGGAUCUCUUCAAGGAACUUGUUCUCGCUAAAAUAUUAAAGCAGAGCCCUGAAGCAAACCUGCGCGACUGGAUUGGUGAUCUGUCCUAUCAAAAUUACGAAGCACAGCAAGAAUUUCGAGAAUAUAACUACCGCCUUGGAGAAAUUAAACAACUCGUCAUGGAAUAUUGUAUUUUACCUCUUGGCUCCAAAGAAGUUCAUCAAUUAUCUCCGCUCGUUAAAUCAGUUUGCAUAUGUGGUUUGCCACAAUAUGGAAAAUCUUAUUUGGCAAAUUCAAUUUGUUCAGAAUUAGGAGCUCUACUUUUUGACCUGACACCUAGUGUCUUAGUCGGCCAAUACGAUGGCAAAAAAAGUGAACAGAGACUUAUGGAUAUCAUAGGAAAGGUUUCUCGAAGUUAUCCACCAUCAGUGAUUUUUAUUGAUGGUGGGGAAAAACCCUGGUGGAAGAAAAUUCCUCCUGAAGAGAAGUACACGGAGCCUAAAAGAUUUUCAAAGCUGCUUCCCAAAUUUGUGAAAGGAAUCAAACCUGGAGAUCAAAUACUCUUCCUCACGCUCUCGACUGAACCUUACAACGCAGGAAAAACUUUCGUCAAAAUCCAUGACAAGUUUAUAAUAAUUCCAGUCACCGAUUACAACAGCUUAUACCUCUUUUACACAAGUCUAUUGAUGAAAUAUCAUGGUAUUGAUCGAAAUCUUGAUGUCUCGUGUCUAGCCAAAGUAUCAGUUGGUCUGCCACUUGAAUUUAUUCGCGAGUCAGUAGAAAAAAGUUUACAUUUAAAAAGAAGAAUUCAACUCAAGUUUAAACCUCUGAACCAGCAAGAAAUUAUGGAAGAGUUGUUAAAAUAUAACGGUCCUGGGUCAAAAGUCAUAGAGAAAUUUAAGAAAUUUGAAAGUAAAACGCCACUUGGAAGGAAAAAAGUAAAAAUGAUUGCUGCUGAAAGGGAGAAACGUUUGAAAGUCCAGAAAAAGAAAAAAUGAGGAAAUGGAUCGAAUUAAUGAUUGUAAUUUUACGUGGAAAAAUUAAAAUAAAAAAUAUAAUGAUAAAAAUUAAUGAUAA